Molecule: messenger RNA, 1075 nt
Organism: Paramecium pentaurelia
Lineage: Eukaryota; Ciliophora; Oligohymenophorea; Peniculida; Parameciidae
Source: the annotation of a GenBank genome assembly
AUGUUUAAUAUUUAAUAACCAAUUGAAAUAGAAAGCUGUUUAGAAUAAAUUUUUCAAAAGAGUUUAAGAGAUUAAUAAUUAGAAGAAUUGAUUAAUGAUUCAAUUUAAGCAUUUAAAAUAUUUCUGCAUAAUUAUGAACUUGCAUAAAGAAAUAUAAAAAUAAUUGUAUUUGGCUCAAUUCUCAAUGGAUUUGAAACUAAACAAUCUGAUAUUGAUUUCACAAUAACUACAAAUUCUUAUAUUCCUGAAGUGAAGGCUUUAUAAUAUUGGACUUAAUAAUUGGAAAAGUAAACUAGAUUUAAAGUUGAAAAAAGUAUUCUCAAUUCUAGAGUUCCUGUUAUAAAAUUAUUAGAUCAAUAAAAUCUCAUUUAUAUAGAUUUGUGUUAUAAUAAUUUAUUGGGAGCAAUAAAUACACGAUUACUGAAAGCUUAUUCAUAAUUAGAUGAAAAAGUUAAGAAAGUAAAUUUCUUUUAAUAUAAAGGGGUGGUGUUUUGUUAAAAAUAUGGGCAAAAGGGGUAAAGAUUAUAUCAAAUUUUCUUUUUUCAUCAUAUUCAAUUAUAAUACUUUGGUUACAUUUCUUACAAACAAAUUAUGGUCUGCCUAAUUUAUAGGAUUAGGAAUACAAUCAUAACAAUAUAGAUUCAGAGUUAAUUAUAAAAAGAACACUUUAAGAGAAUGAAAAUAUUAUUACAAUCAAAACAUUUUUUGUAAUAAUUUAUUAUCAUAUUUUUAGGUUUAUGAGGGAUAAACCUAUGAGAAAUUACAAUUACAAUUUUAACAAAGAAUUUCUUUAAUUUCUUUAUAAUCUCUAUUACAAGAAUUUUUUUAUUAUUAUUCAUAAAAUGGAUAAGGAUUUAAUUAAGAUUAUAAGAUAUCGAUAAAUUUAAAGGAAAAGAAGGAUCCAGGAGUAUAAUAUUCUAUGUCUGAUCCAUUUGAUCCACUUCAUGAUCCUUUAAAGAAAAUAAAUAAGCUAUUUAAAAACAAUAAGGCUUUUGAUAAUGCCUUAUUGUUUUUAAAAACUAAGUAGGAUACUGAAUAUUUGUUUAAAAAUGAAAAUCAAUUAUCAAACUAUUGA